Molecule: messenger RNA, 294 nt
Organism: Medioppia subpectinata
Lineage: Eukaryota; Metazoa; Arthropoda; Arachnida; Sarcoptiformes; Oppiidae
Source: the annotation of a GenBank genome assembly
AUGAUGCCAAAGAGCGGUUCAAUGAUGUUAUACUCGCGGAAAAGGGUUCGCUAUCGACGGGACGGCUACUGUUGGAAGAAACGUAAGGACGGAAAGACCACUCGCGAGGACCACAUGAAACUCAAAGUGCAGGGAACCGAAUGCAUAUAUGGAUGUUAUGUCCAUUCGGCCAUUUUGCCCACAUUUCACCGCCGGUGCUACUGGUUAUUGCAGAUGUUACGCUCAGUCAUGCGAUCCCUUACCCAAUACAAGUCGUCUCUAUCGCUGGCGUUAUAUAAUCUCUGGAUUUUUUAG